Molecule: messenger RNA, 1942 nt
Organism: Wyeomyia smithii (pitcher-plant mosquito)
Lineage: Eukaryota; Metazoa; Arthropoda; Insecta; Diptera; Culicidae
Gene: tank
Product: etoposide-induced protein 2.4 homolog
Exons: 4
Coding region: 207-1511 (434 amino acids)
Biological process (GO): macroautophagy
Cellular component (GO): endoplasmic reticulum
Source: RefSeq, a predicted model, not a curated record
AUACUACCAUCCGCUCACCUGUCGUUACCCAAGGCGCACUGCGUUGACCCUUUCGCAGGAUGAGACGUAUUUUUAUGUGUUUUCUUGAAAUCGGGUAGAAAUCGAGUGCACAGUUACUUCCUUUCUUUCUCCGUAAUAUAUUUAGCAAUAUUUUUUGUUUGUUUUCCGACCUGGUUAGUUUUUUACAUGCAGUUUGCUUUCGCGAAAUGGAUAGUUUCUACAAUAUAGGAAAGGCAAUAUUUCAAGGAGCGUACGAUAGUAUUAAGGGCAUAUUCGUAGUUUUCUACCUAGAUAAGGAAGCAAAUCGCAAGACGUUGCCGCCGAAUGUGAGCCGUCUGGACCCUACGGCACUGGGCAGUCGGGCCACCAAGGAGAGCUUGUCCACGCCAUCAGCAACGGCUCAGUCGUAUCAAUCAGCAGCUCCUGCUCGGUCGGAGACCAUCAGCAAAGACAACGUCAAACGAAAGGAUGAAUCUAAGGUAAUGACCCGAGUGCUCCAAUGCUGCUUGCUAAACGGUGGAGUCUUCAUGCUGAGCAUUUAUCUGUUCGAAUACGGCGUUUUACCGGGAUUAGACUUCCUGUUAUCCUUUCUAUUCUCGAACUCCGGAACCGUUGCCACUGUAUGGGUUUGGAUGAAGCCGUCGCUUACGCUGCUGUUUCACAGCUUCUGGGUAGCUCCUCUUUUUCUGCUAAGUAAAAUUGUAAACAGCCUGUGGUUCCAGGAUAUUGCCGAUUCCGCGUACAAAAUUCGUAAGGGCCGACCACAGUUGAUUUCCAGCAUCAGUAAACUAAUUGCCGAUACUCUGAUCAGUUUGCUCAUUCAGUUGCUGUUUUUACUGCAAAGUACCGUCAUCAAGUAUCUGCCAAGUCCGGUGCCGCGGAUCGUGUGCUUGAUUUUGUACAUAGUACACAUGAGUCUGCUCUGCUCGUUGUAUGCCUUCGAGUACAAAUGGUUCAAUAUGGGUUGGGAAUUGCACAAACGACUGACUUACAUCGAAACUAACUGGCCGUUCUUUAUUGGCUUUGGGUUACCUCUGGCUAUUAUCUCAGAGCUACCCAAUUCGCUUGUCAUUAGCGGUUGCGUGUUUUCUGUGCUGUUCCCAUUGUUCAUCCUAAGCGCUAAUGAGGCUACACCAAAAGUGUCAGUAUGUGAAACUCCUCUGAAACUGUUUUCACUGGUGGUAGCCGUCACCAAUGCGCUGUUCAGUAGUCGUACCAAGCUGGGUAAGGCGGCUCUCUCAACACCGAUCAGUGGCAGUCCCGGCACACCUGUCAUGAUGGGCCGCGGUAUGACUCCACCGCUCUCAAGCAGCACACCAACCCCAUCGCUUAACUUUCAACUCAGUCAGCAGCAAAAAAAUCGACAGCACCAUCAUCACCACCGCCAGCACCGCCACACAUCACCAACGCCCUCGACGGGGGUAGGUUCGACAUUAUCCCAUCAGCAGCAACAACAACAACUGCAGCUGCAACAGCAGCAAGCCCUGCUGAAUCGUAAUUUCAGGCGAUAGGUGCUUUGGUAAAGCCUCCUUAGGAUAUAGAUAGACGCCAAGAUGAUAAAAUCAAACAGCCGCGAUGCAAAUCGCAACACAAGUGAUCAACGAUUAUGAAAUAAGAAUAUAUGUACCAGUUAGGCGCAUAACAAAUAAUCAUAACACAAACAAUCCAAGCGAUUUAAAUGGACAAAAUUUUUGAAUAGAAACGUUGAAUGGUGCUCAGUUUCGGUUUUGUGUUUUUUUCGCAAGAGAUUGUUUCUGGAGUUGGAAUGUUUCGGUCGCCCUCAACAGAUUCAAGCCGCUGCACAUAAAUAUAAUAGGUAUAGUGUAAAAUCCGUAUAGUGGCGCACUUAGAUUUUUUUAUGAAGGAAGGUAAACGAUCAGACUGCUUUUUUUUCUCUCUAGUAAGGGAACAUUAAACAAGAUUUCCACGAGAUUAUAUGAAA